GAUUUUGCAGCUUGUUUAUACGAUUUCCAAACCGCACAAAACACUUGUCCCGAGUGUCCUGAUGUGUAUCUCCAUCGUGGUCAAAUCAACUUGCUGGCCGAUCAGUUGGAUGAGGCACUUCACGACCUAAAUACCGCGGUUAAAUUGAAGCCCGAAUUUUCCAUUGCCCAAGCUCAACGAUUAUACGCCCUAUAUCGAAAAGCAUUAAGCGAUUCGAACCCUGAGCGUGCAUCAAGUCGUGUGGAAGAGUUUCGGAAGCUGUCCCAGAAGUAUCCACACUGCAUAGAGACCCAUUCACUGUUUGCACAGGUCCUCAUUGAGCGAGGUGACUUUAGCGCUAGCGACGAACAAUUUGCCAAGGUGAUUGAGUUGUCCCCAGACUCUGGUCUUGCAUAUGCACACCGGGGUUUGUUGCAGCUUCGAUGGAAACAAGAUCGCGACGCAGCUCUCAAGUGGUUCUCCAUCGGAGUCGAA
This is a messenger RNA of Dicrocoelium dendriticum, 474 nucleotides long. The record is from the annotation of a GenBank genome assembly. Lineage: Eukaryota; Metazoa; Platyhelminthes; Trematoda; Plagiorchiida; Dicrocoeliidae.